Messenger RNA from Adineta ricciae, 1188 nucleotides. The record is from the annotation of a GenBank genome assembly. NCBI's taxonomy places the organism in Eukaryota, Metazoa, Rotifera, Eurotatoria, Adinetida, Adinetidae.
AUGUCUACUGAUUCAAACACUGUUGUUCUUAUUAUUGGUGGUGGCCUUGGAGGUCUUGCACUUGCUCAAUUGAUAUCACAAAGUUCAUCUUCGGUCAAAGUAUUGAUAUUCGAACGUGAUGAAAACGAAUAUGUACGUGAUCAAGGCUAUUGCAUUGGUAUUGAUCGUACGGGACUUGAAGUAUUAACCAAAAUUCGAGUGCUUGAUCAUUUAUUAUCUGAUGAGUCUGGUUCAUGCAGUAUUUUAUCAUCUUUUCAAAUUCUUAAUCAGUAUUUACAAAAACUAUUAGCCCUCAAAGCCGAUGAUAUUAAAUUAAUCUAUCGUGAACAUCUUCGACGAGCCUUAUUAACAAACCUUGAUGUUCAGUGGAACAAACGGUUUGUGUCGUACAAAAUGCUCGACAAUGGUGUUGAAGCAACUUUUCACGAUGGUACAUCUGUUCAUGGAACUAUUCUGAUUGGCUGUGACGGAGCAAGAUCAUUAGUUCGUGCUCAACUUAUUCCCGGAUUUGAACGAACUGAUCUUCGUAUCAUAAAUUGUGCUGGUACUGUUGAACAAAGCGACGAUAUGAAAAAAAUCCGUCAAUUGGUCCAUGAUAGUUUGGUACGAAUAUUAGGUAGACAAGGACAUUCAAUGCUUAUAUUACCUUUUCGACAAUUAUGGAUAUGGUCCCUCUCAUGGCCAGAGAAAGAAGAUCACGAAGAGAGAAAUACUUCGCCAACCCAAUUAGUCGAGAAAGUUCGUCGUCAUUUUGACAAUGAAGAACUUGUUCGGUUUAUUGAACGUAGUACACCAUCAUCACAUCUUGCUCCGUUUCGAAUGCAUUCUGCGCUCUGUUUGAAACAAAAUCCAUUUCCGAACAAUCCUCGAGUUACACUCCUCGGUGACGCUGCUCAUCCAAUGACAACACAAGCAGGAAAAGGUGCGAAUACCGCUUUUGCUGAUGCCUUCGAUCUUGCCAAUCUACUUAUAAACCCAUCCUCAUCGUCUCUAUCAGAAUACGAACAAAAAAUGUUCAAACGUGGUUUUGCCGCUGUUAAAAUGUCACUCUCCAAUACAAAAAUGAUUCAUCUGACUGGUUGGUCAGCUCUACUACGUAAUUCUAUACUUUCUAUCAUUGGGUAUACGAUGGCAUUGAUCAGUAUAAUUACGACACCAUUUCGUUGGUACAGAAAAAAACAUGAUUAA